AUGUCAUUCGAACGACUAAUAUCCAUAGCAGCGUUAUCAGAACAGGUCAAUCGUAAUAAAUCUUCGAAAACAACGAAAAGUUCAGCAAAACCAAAUUUUUGUAAAGUAUGUGGUGACAAAGCAACUAUCAUCAAUUAUGGCGCACUUUCUUGUCAAUCAUGUAAAACAUUCUUUCGUCGAAAUGGCUUCCGUCCUGAAAGCGCUCGUCCUUGUUUAUUGAAUAGAUCAUGUGAAGUGACUCUAAAAACACGACGAAAUUGUACUGCUUGCCGUCUUGCUAAAUGUUUGUUAGUUGGUAUGAGUUCAGAAUUAAUUCGUAAAGAAGAAGGGCAAAGUAAAAAGCCAUUAUCAACGUGUAAAUCCACAACUACUGGUGACGUUGUCAACCAACAAGUAACAUCUUCACCAAAGCGAUUAACAUUGAAUCUACUUCACAAUGAUCGAGUUUUGACCAAUUCUGAAUGGACACUAUUGUCGAAUAUUAUACAUUCUCAUGAUGCAUUUAAUAUAAUUCCACAAAUACAUCAAAUCAUCGAAAGAUUAUCUGCAUUACCAAAUGACAUGCAAUUCAAGGAAACAAAUGCAUUUGAAUUCGUCAUUCUUAUGUAUAAAUCAAUACAUUCAUUUAUUAUCGACUUUAUCUUACAUUUAUAUUUGUUGACAACUGAAUUGAACAACAGCUUAUCACGAAUAAAAAACUCAUCUAUAUCGAGUGUUUGUCAAGUAUGUGGUGACAAAGCUAGUAUUAUGAAUUAUGGUGCACUUUCUUGUCAAUCAUGUAAAACAUUCUUUCGUAGAAAUGGUUUUCAUCCAGAAAAUGUUCGUCCAUGUUUCUUCAAUAAAUCAUGUGAAAUAAACAUUACCACACGACGAAAUUGUACUGCUUGCCGUUUUGCAAAAUGUUUAUCGACGGGCAUGAGUCCAGUUUUAAUUCGUAAAGAAAUUCAACAAAAUAAAAAAGAUAUAUUACCAACAAACGUACAUAGUUGUCAUAAUGUCGUAGACAAAAGUAUAAUGCCUACAACACAUGCUCUCAUAUUAGAUCAAUCACAUAAUGAUCCAUCAUGUGUUAGUAAAAAUGAAUGGAUAUUACUUUCAAAUGUUAUUCAUGCUCAUGACACUUCUAGUGCUAUACCACAAAUACGUCGCACUAUUGAAAAUUUAAAUGCACCAUUUUCACUUCAUGUAUCGUAUAGUGUAUCUAAUGUAGUUGAAGUUAUCCUGCGUAUGUAUACAUCUAUGGGAUCGUUUAUUAGUUCUUCACCUGAUUUUCGAAUAUUAACUAUAAAUGAACAAUGUUCUCUUUUCGAACGUAAUUUACAUGGGAUUAUUGCUCUUUGUUCAGCUCUCUACUUUCGUACUACUCGUAUUAUUGAUACUCCCAAAUGUUUAGAAAAAUUUACAUUAGUCUAUGGAUCAGAAAUUAUACUUCAAGCAAAAUGUAUCAAUGAUCAAUUAGAUUCUGAUUUAACUGUUAUUAAACUUAUGCUAAUUAUUCUUGCAUUUUCGUCAAAUUGUUUUAUUGUUCUUGAAAAAGAAAAACCACAAAUUGACAGUUUAUUAAAUGGUACAUUUCGUUUAUUUGGAAGUCAGAAUGUAUAUAUUGAACUCUUAUGGAAAUAUCUAAUUUAUCGAUAUGGUUAUUAUGAUUCAGUAAUUCGAUUUAACCGACUUAUUAGAGUUGUUCUCAGUUUGAUUAAAUACUCAGCAUCAGUCUACACAACAAAUGAAUUUUAUUAUCACUUAGUCAACGAAGUUUUAGCACAAAUAAAACAAUCAUUCGCGACAAAUCAAAAUAUGCAAAAACCAUUAUGGGGCAAAACAUAA
Molecule: messenger RNA, 1827 nt
Organism: Rotaria sordida
Lineage: Eukaryota; Metazoa; Rotifera; Eurotatoria; Philodinida; Philodinidae
Source: the annotation of a GenBank genome assembly